Messenger RNA from Zootermopsis nevadensis, 2988 nucleotides. The record is from RefSeq and is a predicted model, not a curated record. Lineage: Eukaryota; Metazoa; Arthropoda; Insecta; Blattodea; Termopsidae.
AAGCCUGAUAUCGAUAGUCGAAAGAAAUACCGAGAUACGGUUGCAUGGUUUUCGUUUGACAGACGUAACGUUGUGACGUUGAGUUGAUUUAAUGUGUUGAAGAGUUGUGCUGUUAGUUCGGCUUUAUGUAAUUUAUUAUGGCAGUGUUUCAUCCAACUCAUAAUGGUGAUAUAGUUCAUCUAAAUGUUGGCGGAACAAGAUUUUCGACUUCUCGCCACACCUUGAUGUGGGUGCCAGAUUCUUUCUUCACAGCCCUUCUUAGUGGCAGAAUAUCAAGUUUACGAGAUGAAAUGGGAGCCAUAUUCAUAGAUCGGGACCCUAAGCUUUUUGCUACUAUUUUGAAUUAUUUAAGAACAAGGGAUAUUGACUUAAGUGUAGAUAUACGCGCAUUUCGGCAUGAAGCAGAAUAUUAUGGAAUUGCUCCAUUAGUGAAGAGAUUGAUGUUAUGUGAAGAUUUAAGUCAGUCUUCAUGUGGUGAUGUUUUGUUUUAUGGAUAUCUUCCACCUCCAUGUAUACCAGUACAAGAUCCUGGCAUGGUGUGCUCAUCAUCUCCACCUGGUGACAACUCUACAGCUGUCCAUGCAGCAGCUCGUCCAGGCUCAAUCAUCCGUGUUCCAACGGAUCUUAAUACUGCAUCAGCAGCAUCUACCAAUGGCAGUACCACAUUGAGCACAGCUCAGCCAUCAUCAGUGUCAUCUUCCUCAUCUUCAGCUUCAUCAUCAGCAUCUUUGUCGUCAUCUGUAAUCACAACUGUCAGUGCUUCAGCCCAAGUACCUGCACCUUUGCCUCUUUCAGUUCCUCCUACACCUAUAGUCACCCCUCCAUCUACUGCCACAUCAGUGUUGGCUGCUGUAACUAUUAACCCCAUGUUGCCAACUACUGCUGGUAAUGGGAUUUUAUUACCUGGUGCACAUACCCAUGGAACACAUCCACAGCCUACCCAGUGGUCUAUGCCAGGCCACUCACGAAAUUCAUCCCUUGAUCUACGGGUGUCAUCCAACGGUUGCGCAGCAGUAGCUUCUCGGAGCUCAAACGACAUCCGCAAUAUGGCCGGUCGAUCCACUGUUGGUCACUCCAGGGCUGCUUCCUUAGAUCUUCGUCAUACACGCAAUUCUUCAGCAGACCUCAACAAGCUUUUUCGUAAUGAUGUGGGUCUUGUUUUUGGGGCUCAUCAAGGAUCUAACUGGACAGAUCCACUGAGAGUUCAGAUUGUUAAGGCCCAUCACAACUGGAUAGCUGUAGCUUAUGCCCAUUUUGUAGCUUGCUAUAGAUUAAAAGAUUCAAGUGGGUGGCAGCAUGCAUUUACUAGUCCUCAUAUUGAAAGCUGCAUUGAGAGGAUAGCCAUCAAUGCCAAGAUGGGACAAGGAGGUGGUGGGGAGGCAUCUUCCAAAAUGGUGGCCAUCUCAUACGGUAGCCAAGUUCGACUUUGGGGGGUGUCCGAGGAUGGAACAAGGACUAACGUAGGAACAUUCAACCUGCAUGUAAGAGUGGAAUAUUUGUUCUUCAUUGGAAGCCAGUUGGUAGCAUUGUCACCUACAGGAAAGAUAGGAGUGUGGCAUGCAAUGACUCAGCACUGGCAGAUCCAAGAUGUAGUGCCUAUUGCAUCAUUUGACACGGCAGGCUCAUUUCUGUUACUUGGCUGUAAUAAUGGUGCAAUUUAUUAUAUAGAUAUGCAGAAAUUUCCACUCCGCAUGAAAGAUAAUGAUUUGCUAGUCACAGAGCUCUACCGUGAUCCUUCUAAUGACCCCAUCACUGCCAUCUCUGUAUAUCUCACACCGAAAACAAGUUUGUGUGGCAACUGGAUUGAAAUAGCAUAUGGCACCAGCUCAGGGACAGUCCGUGUUAUUGUGCAGCAUCCUGAAACAGUGGGUCAUGGUCCACAACUAUUUCAAACAUUCACUGUUCAUCAAAGCCCUGUCACCAAAGUGACAUUGUCAGAGAAGUUCCUUGUAUCUGUAUGCAGCGAAUAUAAUCAUGUUCGCACAUGGAGUGUUACUAGGUUCCGAGGAAUGAUCUCAACACAGCCGGGUUCCACACCCGUUGCAUCUUUCAAGAUUGUUUCUCUGGAUGAGGUGGAGCCUUAUAUCAGUUAUGCAGCAGGAAAUGAUUGUGGUCCCUUUGGUGAACAGGAUGACGAGCAGGUCUUUGUUCAGAAAGUCGUACCAGAAACAGAUCAACUCUUCGUAAGACUUGCAUCAAAUGGAAAGAGGGUUUGUGUAAUAAAAGCUGUUGAUGGCACUGUCAUCACUUCAUUCUGUGUUCACGAAUGUGAGGGCUCCAGUCGCAUGGGAUCUCGACCUCGCAGAUUCAUAUUCACUGGUCACAGUAAUGGAGCCAUUCAGAUGUGGGAUCUGACCACAGCUCUGGAUCUUGCAGCUAAAGGAGAGCCAGCCACACAGAUUUCUGGAGGGCCUACAGCAGAAGAACUUCUGAAGCUCCUCGACCAGUGUGACCUCAGUAACAGUCAUUGUUCAACCCCAUGUAUCUCACCAUGCCCAUCAAUGGCUGCAACAACUGCCGCUCGCAUCAAAGCGUCAAAUGUUGCAUUUCUCAAUCAAUCCCAAGAGGCACCAGAGCGUGGUGGAAGUGGUGCAGGAAGUAUUCCGUGCUGAAAGUUCAAAUUAUCAGUAACAAUCCUGUUUCUAUGAUAUACAGAGUGUCAUCUAUAAACUGGAUCAAGGGUAUUAUAAGAGGUGAUUUUAAGCAGCUUUGUCUAGGAUAUUGCACUGUUUAUUUUUAGGAAAAACAUUCUUAAUAAAUUUUGUUUUGCAGAUAUCAGCAACAAAUGUUAAAGUUAACUUCUGAGAAACCAAUAUGUUGGGUUUUUAAAUUCUAAUACUUUUUUACUUAUGGCUUUGUGCACUUCAACCCCACAUCAUACUACCUGCAUUUUACUUGUACUCUCUUUUGUAUACCUGAUGCAAAACAGGUGUGACAAUUUGCUCUGGAUGAAUAAAUUAGCCAAUGAUUGCUAAAAUUUACCUUGAA